UAUGGGUUAGGAAUGGGAUGGCACUUAUGUUCAUAUGUGAGUCAAGGCAGUCCUGCAGGUCUUUAGCAACUCAUCCCUCAUUUAACUCAUCUCUGCUGGAAACAUGGCAACAGCUGGUAAGGUCAUCAAGUGCAAGGCAGCAGUGGCCUGGGAACCCAACAAGCCUCUCGUGAUGGAGGAGAUUGAGGUCGCCCCACCCAUGGCCAAUGAGAUCCGCAUCAAGGUUGUAGCAACUGGGGUGUGCCACACCGACCUGUAUCAUCUGUUUGAGAGCAUGCACAAGGAUGGCUUCCCUGUGGUCCUUGGUCAUGAGGGAGCUGGCAUUGUAGAGAGCGUUGGGCCUGGUGUCACAGAAUUCAAAACAGGGGACACUGUGAUUCCUCUGUCCAUCUCCCAGUGUAGAGAGUGUCGCUUCUGUAAAAACCCAAAAACCAACCAGUGUGAAAAAGGAUGGAUUGCUGAUCGCCACAGUGUGAUGUCUGCAGAAGAGUCCAGGUUUACCUGUAAGGGUCAGAAGUUGUUGCAGUUUACGGGAACUAGCACUUUCUCUGAGUACACAGUGAUAAACCAGAUCGCUGUGGCCAAGAUUGAUCCAGCUGCCCCUCUGGACAAAGUGUGUCUCCUUGGGUGUGGGAUCUGCACUGGUUUUGGAGCAGCAGUUAAUACUGCCAAGGUUGAACCGGGCUCCACAUGUGCUGUGUUUGGCCUGGGAGCUGUGGGUUUGGCUGCAGUCAUGGGCUGCCAUUUUGCAGGAGCCAAGAAAAUUAUUGCUGUUGACAUCAACCCAGAUAAGUUUGAGAAGGCCAAGGUGUUUGGUGCCACAGAUUUUGUGAAUCCAAAGGAUCACAGUAAACCCAUCAGCGAAGUUCUGUCUGAGAUGACCAACGGAGGAGUGGACUACUCCAUGGAAUGUGUCGGGAAUGUGGAAGUCAUGCGUAGUGCUUUGGAAUCUUGUGUGAAAGGCUGGGGUGUCAGUGUGAUUGUCGGCUGGACAGACUUGUUCGAAGUUGCUACACGACCCAUACAGCUGAUAGCUGGACGCACAUGGAAAGGCUCCUUGCUUGGAGGGUUUAAGAGUAAGGAUGGCGUACCUAAGAUGGUUAAAGCCUACAUGGACAAGAAGGUGAAGCUGGAUGAGUUCAUCACUCACAACAUGCCGUUGGCUCAGGUCAAUGAUGCAAUUGAACUGAUGAAGCAUGGCAAAUGCAUUCGGACAGUCCUGAAGGUUUCCCCACAAUGAGAACAUGGUGCUCAUUUUAAUGAUGCCAAAACCUUUUUAUGACCCGCAGCUGUGUUGAACCAUAAAACACCGGCAGCACAACACACUUAUUAAUGAAGUCUUUCAAAUUAUGAACACGGCAAAUUCCUGACCUUGAAGAACAAACAAUAUCCAGUGAAUGAUGCUAAUAUGUGAUAUUGAGGAUCAUGUACUGACACUGUUUUAAUAUGAGCAGAUGGGAUUUUAUCGCUUCCUUAUUUGUGUUCUGUUUCUGUUGUGAUGUGUUCAAGUGUCCAAGAACUCCCAUGUACUCACACCAUCUUUGUUUUACGACUGUUUGCUCAACUUGACAUGCAAUGUAGACAUCAUAUAAAAAAAUCCAAAGAAGAAUAAACAUCGUUAAAUAUCA
Notolabrus celidotus (New Zealand spotty) is the source of this 1628-nucleotide messenger RNA. RefSeq names its product alcohol dehydrogenase 1-like. NCBI's taxonomy places the organism in Eukaryota, Metazoa, Chordata, Actinopteri, Labriformes, Labridae. The coding region runs from base 104 to 1240 and encodes 378 amino acids. The transcript has 10 exons. Gene Ontology annotation, cellular component: cytosol. The record is from RefSeq and is a predicted model, not a curated record. Gene Ontology annotation, biological process: formaldehyde catabolic process. Gene Ontology annotation, molecular function: zinc ion binding; S-(hydroxymethyl)glutathione dehydrogenase [NAD(P)+] activity.